CGCCGCCCUGACCAAUGAGAUCGCUCCUUCAAAGUUUUUGCCGCGGUUAGCUCUGAGCUAACAUGCUAACACCGGCUACGACGCAUGUGUUUUCUCCUCCCAGCUGCUAACAACAACAACAACAGCAGCAGCAGCAGCAGCCCGUCCCCCGUCUCCGGCCCGGCCUCAUGGAUCCUGGUGGGAGUGACCUGGACUUCAGCCUGCCUCAGCCCGAGACCCCGUGUCUGAUCGUGGAGGACUCUCAGCCGGACAGCGUGGCCCUGGAGGACGACCCCGAGAGCAGCUACAGAGCCCUGCUGGCCCGCCGCCUGUCCAGCCUGCAGCCCUCCUCCCGCAGCCCGGUGCUGGAACUGAUAUCCUCCCCACUUGGAAGCAGAUACUCUCAGAGUGACAGCCAAUCAGAGAGCUCCCAGAGUAACAACCAAGCUGAACCUGGCGUUCUCAUGGCGGCCAACCCCAGUUCUGCAUUCGAGGAGGAAAGUCAGGUUCUAAACAUCUGCCCUCCGAACAAGAAGAAGUGUGCACCAGAGGACACUGAUAUGGAUUCUGGAGCCGAUUCUACCACACACUGCAUUCAGUCUGAAGGGGGAACCUCUCAGUUUGGUUUCCUGGAGCUCUCUCAGAGUCAGGAUCUGCGAGGUGAAGUGGUGAACAGUCGGGAGGAAGAAGCAGACGUUGUGGCUCAGACAGACAGCGAGAGACGCUCCAAACUAGCAGAGCAGAACGUCAGCUCCAGGACUUCAGAGAGUCAGGACAACAAAGCAGUGAGGUCUGAGGUGAGCUCCAGCAGCUCAUUGGAGUCUUCGGGUCAGUCGGGGAGGCAGCUGGGCAUCCAGGCUCUGCUGCACUCAGAGGGCCUCCAGGCCUCCGACGAGCAGGACUGUGAGAUCCUGUCCUCACAGCAGGACAUGUUCGACGCCGACAAGACGGGUGCUGCGGUGGACAGCACCGUGUCCGAGCCGGAGCAGCAGGGUCACCCGACCCCGACGCCGGCACAAAGCCUGCAACUGCUGCACCUGUCUGGACAGGGAACACUGGUGCAGGAAAGUCUGUCCCAGAGCUCCAUCGACUACGUCGCCCCCACCCCAGACAACUUCACCCACACCCCUCUAAUAAUCCCCAACUCGCCCACCGGACCAGAGAACGAACACGGCGCUGAUGAACCGAUGGAUACUUCGCUGCCCCCAGAAGGCCGAGGGGGAGAAAAGGAGGAGGAGCCAAUGGAAACGGAGGCCGCCUCUAAGCCACACCCAUCCGCCUCUACUCCCAUCUCUCAGAAUUCCCCUGAUUUUGUGAUGGAGCAAACUCUCUCUUUACCCUCCCAGCCGGAGUUCUCUCAUGACGUGUUUGUCCCGACGCAGAGCCAGGAGGCGCCGCAACAGUCCGAUAAGAAGACGGGCGAAACGCAGUCUCAACGUCUGGCGUCGACUUCCUUCACUCUUCCUCUGCAGCUCUCCUGCAGUAGUCCAGCUCUGAAGACCUCCGAACAUAUCGAGGAGGACAGCCAGGCCACGCAGAUCGAGGAGCUGGGAGAACCGCCCGGUGUCGACGCCGGCGACUCGGCCGUUACACAUCAGAGGAGCGAGAGCAACGGCGUCGCUCCGGAGUCACAAACUCCCACCAGUUCAAAAGCUGCCACCUCGGCCGAAUCGACGAAGCAUCGCAGCGAAUGUACCGAGAACGAGCCGUCGGAUGCGGCGCAAAAACCUGAAGUGAACAAAAAGACUUCUUUGAAUGUAGAAAAUGUGAAUGUGAAGGACGGUAAGAGCGACGGCAAACAGGCGAGCCCUGCUGACGUGGUGUCGUGCUCGCAACCAAAGCUGGAUUCCUCUCUGACUGUUAACAGCUGUGUGCAGGAGACUCCCAACACAGACGCUUCACCUCGCAGUCUGACCUCUCCGUCCAUGGUCUCUCAGAAGUCUGCUGUGAAUGUGGCGAAGAGUUCUGUAGACUUGAGGAAGGACGGAGGAAGUGCAAAGAGUCCGUCCGCCAAAGCAUCGUCUCAGAAGUGCGGAGCUGUUGGUAACAGUCAAACAGUGAAGGAGGUGACGGAUGAGAGGAAGCAGGGUGAAGUAGUGGAGGAGGAUGUGGUGAUGGAGGAGGGUUCGGGUGUGGCUCUGGUCCAGCUGUUGUCCCAUGAACCCAUGGAGGAAGAGGAGGAGGAGAGUGAAAAGCGAGGUGAUGACAGCGUCAUCAUUGUCACAGACAGCGAGAGAGACUCCGAGGUUCUUCAGAAAGACGUGACGCCGCCACCGAAGACCAGCAGCUCCCAGACGGUCGGAGGCAAAGCGCCCGUCUCCACCAACGGCCAUCAGUCCAAGGCUCAGGAGAAGAAGGUCCACGCCGUUCCUGAUAGGCUCUCCCAGAAUGAGAGGGCGGGGCCUGAACCAGAGGGGCUCAAAGACAAGAGUCUGAGUGACAGCUCGGGAGAAAUUUCUUUCCACUUCACGCUUCCUAAAGAAGGGGAGCUGAUUGGUCCUGCUGUUGGAGCCACGCCCCCUUUAAUCAACCAGCUGAAGCAGACGCUGAGACACAGCACUCCCAUCGAGAUUACUUCCUUCUCUGAGAAGUCCGGCGUGGGGGGUGAUGGUGCGAUGGCGGCCAGUGACAUUGUGUCGGGGGAAAGCGGUGAUGACACCACGACGGAGAAGGGAGACGGGAAGCUGAGUUUGAGGAUGAAGCUGGUGACCCCCGUGGAGGAGGGCAGCUCGGAGCGCUUCAGCCUUCAGAAGCCAACACUAUCAGAAGAGGAUGGAUCCGUCGCCAAGGUUACCACUGUUGCCAAGGCCGUAACCAGCAGCCCGUCGGUGUUCAGUCGUGUCAGACAGGUGCACAGACAGCAGGAAGCCAGAGAGGACAUCCAGGCUGGAGGCAACAGCACACCUGUCAGAGGGCAGCUGUUCGCCUCCCCACAGAGGAGCUCCCAGGCGUCCUCGCUGGGAUGCAACAGCCUCCCCAACAGCCAAUCAGAGCCUUCACAGCAGGAAGUGUUGGCAGCAUCGCAGGAGACCCGUAAGGCUCCUCCAGGCCCCGCCGAGCACUCUGAGGACAGACGGGGUCCGACUAAAGCUCCAGAACCGCCCGCCCCCAACCGGACAGACGCCAGACAGAAGGUCGCCCAGCAGAGCAGCGACAGCACCGUCACCUCCACUCCGUCCAACAAGCUCCGUCAGCGGACUGUCUCCCUGCAGACCAGCUUCGAUGCACCGGGGCUGAGAUCUCCAGCCGCCAGGGGAGAACCAGAGUCUCCGUCCUUUAGAAGAACAGCAGCCCCCGCCCACCGCAGACACGUACGCACCAUCCAGGAAGUGCGUACCACCGUCACACGGAUCAUCACAGACGUGUAUUAUGAGGACGGCAAGGAGGUGGAGCGCAAAGUCACAGAGGAGAACGAGGAGCCCGUGGUGGACUGCCAGGUGUUGGACGGCGACAUCUCCCCGUGCCGCACGGGCAGCAGCUCCGUGACCUCCGGUGACCUCGCCGACAUCAGCUCUCUGUCGUCCAAGGCCUCCAGCCUGCAGCACAGCUCCGGAGGAACCAGCAGCAGCGGCUUCACGCGGCCGGACUUCAUCAUGCCGCCUCGCCGUGGGGCCUUCAGUCCCAGGAGGGGAGGCGGGCAGCAACAGAGGGGUCACAGGGGUCACCGGGCGGGGUCAGUGGUCACAGCGAGCCGAGGCUACGGCACCCUGGGGUCCCAGGCCUUCGCCCCGCUGACCCCCAGAGGGAGGGCCAGGAGGGGCCGACCCCCGUCCCGCUCCUCCAUGAGCAGGGGAGGCGCUUUCGGCUCGCUGCCGAGGCUCGGCGUUCACAGCCAACCACAUUUCUCCUCAGAGGACGAGCACUUCACCCGCAUGCUCCCCCCACGCCUCCCCGUCAGCCCCGCGGACGCCGACCUCCACAGCCGCUCCGACUCCCUCCGCUCGUCUCCGGAGGAGGCCAACUCGGCCGGCAGCAGCUUCGUGGGCCUGCGGGUGGUGGCCAAGUGGACGUCCAACGGCUACUUCUACUCGGGCCGCAUCAUCAAGGACGCCGGCGAGGGGAGCUUCCGCCUGAGGUUCGACGACGGCUACGAGUGUGAGGUGGCGGGGAAGGACAUCCUGCUGUGUGAUCCCAUCCCGCUGGAGACGGAGGUCACCGCGCUGCUGGAGGACGAGUACUUCAGCAUAGGUGUCGUGCGGGGCCACAAAACCGAGGGUCCGGAUCUGUUCUACAGCGUGGAGAAGGACGGACAGAGGCAGUGGUACAACAGGACGGCCAUCAUCCUGUCUCUGGAGCAGGGCAACAAGCUGAGGGAGCAGCACAGCCUCGGGCCCUACGAGCCCGCCAUGCCGCUGGCCAAGGCCUCCGACAUCAGCCUCGAUAACCUGGUGGAGGGGAAGAGGAGGCGCAGAGGAGCCCCCGAGGGUCAGAACACCCCCAACCGCAGCUCCUCCUCCAGCAGCCCUCGAACCCCCGGACCCUCCGGAAAGAGGAAGCUGAUGAGCUCCGAGGACCACAGGACGCCGGCCAAGAGAGGCCGCCGGGGCAUGGGCGCCCGAGCCGCUCAGCGGGUCGCGGUCUGUAACACCUCCGGCAGCGGCACCGAUCUCCCCGGUCGGUCCGGAGACGUGGCGGAGACUCACGGCCCGCUGCCCCAGAACACCACCCUCUUCAUGGGCUUCGCCUUCAUGCUGACGGCCUCGUCAGAGAUCGACCGGCUGACCAACAAGAACGCCAGCGAUGACGAGGAGGGUGAGGACGAUUACGUGCAGACGGGUCCGUAUAACAAAACGUACACAGAGUCCCAGCUGCAGACGGGUGGAGGCUUCGUCCUGCAAGACUUCAACGAAGAACAAUGUAAGGCGGCCUACCAGAGUCUGCUGAUUGCAGACCAGCACUGUCGCACCAGGAAGUACCUUCUGUGUUUGGCCAGCGGUGUGCCGAGCGUGUCGCACAUCUGGGUGAGGGACUGCUGCAAAGACAACAAGCUGCUCAACUACAGGAACUACCUGCUGCCCGCCGGGGUGGGGCCCGAUGAGGCCAUAGUGGAAUGGCAUCCGCGCUGCAGCCCGUUCAAGACUCUGCGGGUCCUUCUGGUGUUUGAGAAGCCGGUGGAGCUUUGGGCACAGCUGAUCGGGAUGGGUGGAGGCUCCUCCGUCCGACAGUUCCCGGCAGACAAAGACGUCUCAGACAUUCCUGCCGGCAAGUACGACGUGGUGGUGACGGACCGCGCCUGUCCGGCAUCGGUGGAGAAAAACAUGACAUCACAGGAAGUCCCGCUGGUGUCUCCAGAGUGGAUCAUCCAGAGCGUCAUCCGCGGGGAGCGCCUGGGUUUCCAUAGUAAGCCUCAGUAUCACCAUGACUACUCCUCCUCCUCCUCUUCAUCAUAAUCCCACUCCAAAACAAACGCCUCCGGACCACAUUAAAUGUUCUGCAUUAGUUCUGUUGCAUGCCUCUGCUGUAUAUAACUUUAUCCUGUCUGUUUUUAUUGAGAUAA
This is a messenger RNA of Anoplopoma fimbria (sablefish), 5476 nucleotides long. It is a transcript of the gene tp53bp1, whose product is annotated as tumor protein p53 binding protein, 1. The transcript is spliced from 28 exons. Gene Ontology annotation, molecular function: histone binding. Lineage: Eukaryota; Metazoa; Chordata; Actinopteri; Perciformes; Anoplopomatidae. The record is from RefSeq and is a predicted model, not a curated record. Bases 168 to 5369 code for a protein of 1733 amino acids. Gene Ontology annotation, biological process: positive regulation of transcription by RNA polymerase II; DNA damage checkpoint signaling. Gene Ontology annotation, cellular component: nucleus.